Messenger RNA from Cotesia congregata, 1587 nucleotides. NCBI's taxonomy places the organism in Eukaryota, Metazoa, Arthropoda, Insecta, Hymenoptera, Braconidae. The record is from the annotation of a GenBank genome assembly.
AUGGAACGACGAGUGACCGUUGAAAUAAACGAGACAAUAGAUAUCGUCGAAGAGGAUUUCAGUACAUUGCAGAGACAACCUGACGAUGAAACCCGGCGCUACCCGGAGGAAGAAACUUGUUGUGGAAGAGCGGUUUGGUGCCACUCAAAACUUCGAUACAUCUGGAUCUACAAUCCGAUAUCGAAUUGCUUUACAAUGCCUUACAAUUGCGUCACCUGGUCAAGUCUUUCGUGGUUAUUGACAAGCCUCAUAUUAGUGGCAGUGACCUAUUCAACACUGUACUUCCUGAUGAGCGAGCUAAUGCUGCCGGGCGGGUCCUUAUUCGGUUUAUUCUGGAUGGUGGUGGUCGCCUACGCACUCGGUUGGAGUCUCACGUACAUCCCGUUCCUCCAUAUACCGCCAGUGUUUGGUAUGCUGCUGGCAGGAAUUAUUUUCCGGAGCAGUGGAUUUUACAAAAUUCACGACCACAUCCCCCUUAAAACCACCACCAAGAUACGGACUUUCUGCGUAACUUUCCUGAUGAUCAGAGGCGGUCUCCAGCUGACAACCACUGCAUUAAGAAGCCAGCCUCUUUUUCUGCUGAUGCUAGGACUUCUUCCGUCAACGUUUGAAAUAAUAAUUAUUGGUCUCUGCAGCAGAUAUAUUCUUCAGUAUCCCUGGGAUUGGUCAUUUCUCGCCGGAACAAUUAUGACCGGGCUGUCACCCGUCGUUACUGUCAAUUGUAUACUGGCAUUAGCUGAAAAGGGCUACGGCGAAGAUAAAGAUCUGGCUGGUAUCCUUUCGACAGCGACUUCUAUUGAUAGCAUACACGUGAUUUCAAUGUUCUCAAUAUGCUUCACCCUUGUGUUUAGCGAAGAUGGUAGAAAAAACUUCUGGAAAUAUAUACCAGGAGGAUUACGGGACGUUGUUGUUGGACUUUUAGUUGGAGUAGCGUUAGGAUUUAUAUUUGGUUUUUUACCUUACCGAAAUGCGAAAUACGUAACAUUUUAUCGCAUAGCGGGUCUGAUAAUGGGCUCGUUAAUGUUCACUUCUGGGGCAAGUAUGAUGACUGAAACCGGAGGUGGUUAUCUAGCUACAAUGUGUAUGUCAUUUGUCUCAAGUUCCAUCUGGAAGCAGCUUUCUGGGAAUCCCUUCAACGUAAGGCCAUUCCAAAAAACGCUCUUCUUCAUAUGGCACUUUAUGCAGCCUGUCCUGCUGGGAGUAAUUGGUGCCGAAAUGGACUUAACGCUAUGGUCGUCACAGCGAUUUGGGCUCCAUAUUUCCUGUAUUCUCCUGGGGCUCCUGAUACGAAGCUCGGCCGCGAUUCUCUCGACCCAAGGAACCGAUUUCACGAUGAAAGAACGGAUAUUUGUAGCAUUGGCGUGGCUACCAAAAGGCAGCCUCCAGGCCACACUGGCGCCGUUGGCACUUGAGAGUGCUGGGCAGAUUGACCAUCCAGAAAUAAUGUCCCUGGCUACGGAUAUCGUCAGGAUGUCAGUGGUAUCUAUUCUGUUCCUGGCGCCCCUGGGAGCGAUCAUAAUGAUGGUCACAGGUCCUAUUCUUCUUACCAAGAUCGACGAAGAGACCCAAGCCCGUCGCCGAGAGCUC